AUGCCGAACCCAAUUGAGAUCGUGGGGACCAUCAUUAGCAUCUUCGUGUUGACAAUUCUCAUCAAAUGGCGACUUGAUCCGCUAUACUCCAUCCCAACCAUUGGACCAUCUUUUCCUCUCCUCUCAUACCUUGGUGCCUACCGGUACUGUAAGAAUGCCCGCGAGGUCCUCCAAGAAGGUUAUGCGAAGUACAAGGUCUUCAGAGUUGCUGUGCUCGACCAAUGGAUCGUUAUCGUCAGUGGCACCACCCUGAAUGAGGAGCUAGCCAAAUUUCCGGACUCGCAUGCGAGUUUCUACAAGGCGGCUGAAGAGCUUGUCCAGAUACGAUACACCCUAUCAGAGUGUCUCGUUGACCACCCAGUUCAUAUACCCACCAUCCGCGGCGCCCUGACGAGGAAUCUGGGCGUCGUGUUUGGCGAAGUCACGGACGAAAUCAAUGCAGCAUUUGCUGACGCCGUCGGAAGCAAGCUGCAGGGUGACGAUUGGAUCAGUGUCAACGUGCCACGGACCAUGGCAGUGAUCAUCUCACGCGCGAGCAACCGCGUCUUCGUCGGUCUUCCCCUAUGCCGGGAUGAAGGUUAUCUGCAGAUCGUCCGCCAAUUCGCCCUCGACUUCUCGAGGGCAUACUUCUUGCUCACUUGGGUUCCGAGAUUCAUGAAAGGGAUUGUCGGGCCGUUGAUUCCAUGGCCACGCCGAACUGCGCGGAAUGCGUCCGUGUUCCUCAGGCCCAUGAUCGAGGAGCGUCAGCGAAAGCUGAAGGAAAUGGGUGACGAGUGGAACGACAAGCCUAAUGACUUCAUGAUGUGGAUUAUUGACGAAGCCAUCCGACAAGGCGAGCCUACCCAGGUGAUAAUCGAGGCUCUCCUGGUCUCAAACGUUGCUGCCAUACACACGUCCAGCAGUAGCAUCACACAGGCACUCUACCACCUCGCAGAAUCUCCCGAGUGCGCUGAAUUGCUGCGCGAGGAAGCCAAGAGCGCGGUGGGGGAGCACGGCUGGACCAAGGUCGCGAUGAGCAAGAUGUGGAAGCUCGACAGCUUCAUGCGCGAGUCGCAGCGGUUUAACGGCACUGCGCACGUUUCCGUCUUGCGGAAGACACUGCAAGACAUAACGUUCUCCGACGGUACAUUAAUCCCGGCCAACACGCUGAUCGCGAGUGCGUCGACCGCGACGCACCGCGAUGCGCGCAACUACGAGAACCCGGACGUGUUCGAUCCGUUCCGCUUCGCAGACAUGCGCACGGAAGAUGGUGCGGGCAUCAAACACCAGUACGUCAGCACCUCGCCGGAGUACGUGGCAUUUGGGCAUGGAAAGCACGCCUGCCCGGGACGUUUCUUCGCCGUGAACGAACUGAAAGUCAUGAUGACAUACAUCGUGCUCAAUUAUGACCUCAAGUUCGAAGGCGAACAGCGGAGGCCGGAGAACCUGUCGCGCUGGCAUAAUAUCGUGCCUGUGCAUAAGAAUGUACUAUUCCGGAAACGACAGGUCGUGGCUUAAUGGGUACGACACUGUUGACUCCGUACAUUCACUACCGCAGAAUAUUGAGUGAGCUUUGAGAUGUUGUUUUCACUGGGGUCAUCAAUCUACGUAGAUACACGUAAACUCGUACAUGAUGAGUAAUAACACGCGAUUCUCCAGUCC
Fomitopsis serialis is the source of this 1641-nucleotide messenger RNA. RefSeq names its product cytochrome P450. The record is from RefSeq and is a predicted model, not a curated record. Bases 1 to 1497 code for a protein of 498 amino acids. Lineage: Eukaryota; Fungi; Basidiomycota; Agaricomycetes; Polyporales; Fomitopsidaceae. The transcript is spliced from 10 exons. Gene Ontology annotation, molecular function: monooxygenase activity; oxidoreductase activity, acting on paired donors, with incorporation or reduction of molecular oxygen; iron ion binding.